UAAUAAUUUAGUGUUAAAGGAAAUAAAGAAAUUACUUACAUACAUACAACAAUAUAAACAUAAAAAAGGAAGUUAGUUAUUUAUUAUUAUAGACUAAAUAAUUAGGAAGACAAAAACAGAAUAUAAAUAAAAAUGGAAUAGCAAUACUAAAUGUAAUUGGUUUUUGAAAUACCAAACUGUACUUUGUACGAUAUCAAUGGAAGUUAAUACUCAGUCAUUGAUAAAGGAGCUUUAGCAAUCUAUGAAUUGAAAUCUCAUUAAUUAAUAGUAUUGAAAUUAGGUUCUUGGUAAUACAGUCUGUAAAAGGAUAUUCCUGUUAUGGCUUAACAAUAGAAUUCAAGAAAGAUGUAUGCCUUCCCUAAAAAGCAAGGAAACUUUGGAAUUGUCUUUGGUUAUGGCACUUCAGAUGAAUAAGAAAAUGUUUUUGAAAGCAUUCUAGAAAAUAAUACUGAUUUUGUCAUUUCAACUCCUGGAUAAGAAGAUUCUUCUUAGAAACUCGUAGGUUCUUCAAACGAUUAAUAGCAACUCUAGCAAUAAGGAGGAACAACAACAUCAAGCACUUCAAAGAAAAUUUAAGGAUAUCUCUAAAAAGGUGGCGAUUUCAUCCGCAGUGGUUUGAUUACUGGAGCAGGUUAUUUAGCUAAAGGGAUUUAAAGUGGUGGAUAAUACCUUAGGUCAAAGAUUUCAAAACCUUAAAAAAAAGAAGUGAAGCCUGAAACAAUUUAGAAAGUUAAAAUGGCAAAAGCAACAUCAUCUGCUGUAUUAAUUUUCACUUAGACUUAAAUAUCAGCUUUGAUUUAGGGCGCAAAAGUGAUUGGAGAAGAAUUAAGCAACUAAGUUGGAGAUUCAGAUACAGGAAAGAAGAUCAAAGCUCACAAAAAUUAUGAAGAUGCCAAAAACAUUGCUAAGGGUACAGUCCAUGUCUUUGCAGCUAUUUAUGAUGGUAUGUUUGAAGGCUUGUGCGCUAUUGGAAGAGGUUUCUAAGCAGCAACUACUGAUGUUGUUCAAGCACAAUACGGAGAGGGAGCUGGCCAACUUGCUCAUGAAUCUUUUGAAACUGCUGCUAACGUUGGAAACAUAGCUUACGCCUAUAAAACUGAAGCAAUCAAAGCCAUAGAAUAAGGAACUAAAUCUGAAAUCAAACAAUGA
Molecule: messenger RNA, 1149 nt
Organism: Tetrahymena thermophila SB210
Lineage: Eukaryota; Ciliophora; Oligohymenophorea; Hymenostomatida; Tetrahymenidae
Product: senescence-associated protein
Exons: 2
Cellular component (GO): plasma membrane
Source: RefSeq, a predicted model, not a curated record